AUGGGUUACACGAACGACACAUUGGAUGAACCGGAAACAGACGAAGAUGUCACCGACCAGAACUACCUCGGCGGUACCCCCAAGCUAUUCGACAUGCCGGAAUUCCUACAACCGCAGACAAAACCUAUGGGAUACCGUGACCGCGGUCUGAUGCCCCGACUAGAUCCAGAAGCUUGGGAUUCUCCGGCUAUUUUCAUUGCCAAUCUACCAGGCCUCAAAGAUCUGGUCUGGAAUGUCUGGGCACACCCAAACCAGAUGCCGUCUUGCAUCCUCGCAGCAGUCCAUGCUCUGGGCUGUCGCCUGCAUAUGCACACCUUCAGCAUCCGCAACCUGAGACAGGAUCCAGAAAACCACGACGAGCCUCACCCAGACGACCUGGCUCUCGCCACAUCACCGUCUUUACAUAGCAUCGUUGCCCAUCGCAGUAAUUUUGCUAGCCCUACUGCCACGGACGAUUACCCGCAUAAAGCCAUCUUUCAAAUGAUGGCUGGUGCCGCACCGCGACUGGCGCAUGUGUGGAUGCGAUCAGUCGACACGCUUGAUGCACGGGGUCUGCAAGAAACGACCACUCUUACCCGGUCGUCCUUGGUCGAAUUCUUCCCUGUGACAGAGGUGGCAGAUCAAGGCGCGCGGGGCAGCCUCAAGGGCCUAGUCAUGCGCGAAAUGGCUCUGAACUAUACCUCGAUCGAUCCCUGGAUUCACCAUACGGACUUUGCCAACUUGGUGCGGAGGGCCAGCUCGAAGAAGCCGAAGAGAGCGUCUACACAACGACCAGGGAACAGUUGUGGCCGGAGACGACCGGAAACUGGUGGGACAACUGGAAGAGCUUUCCUCUUUCCGACGAGUCGGCAUAAGACCUCCGGAUGGAUUCCCCACCAGUAG
Molecule: messenger RNA, 882 nt
Organism: Anthostomella pinea
Lineage: Eukaryota; Fungi; Ascomycota; Sordariomycetes; Xylariales; Xylariaceae
Source: the annotation of a GenBank genome assembly